Molecule: messenger RNA, 2111 nt
Organism: Polyodon spathula (Mississippi paddlefish)
Lineage: Eukaryota; Metazoa; Chordata; Actinopteri; Acipenseriformes; Polyodontidae
Product: AP-1 complex subunit mu-1-like
Exons: 12
Coding region: 152-1423 (423 amino acids)
Biological process (GO): intracellular protein transport; vesicle-mediated transport
Cellular component (GO): clathrin-coated vesicle; clathrin adaptor complex
Molecular function (GO): clathrin-cargo adaptor activity
Source: RefSeq, a predicted model, not a curated record
AUGCUAAUACGGGCUGUCUGACAAGUUUGUGACGCUAGGAGACCCGGAAGAACGAGUCUGCAUUUAAUUGAAACUAAACCCGAAAAAAAACAAAUGAAAUAGAAAAGAGAAAAGUCUGGAGGUCAGCGGGUUUUUGUAAUUUGCAGGCAGCAUGUCGGCUUCUGCGGUUUUCGUGCUGGAUAUCAAGGGGAAGGUGCUGAUCUCUCGGAAUUACAAGGGGGAUAUCGACAUGAAUGAAAUCGAUCACUUCAUGCCCAUUCUGAUGCAGAAGGAGGAGGAAGUUGAUGUGUCUCCAUUUGUGGCCCACGGGGGAGUGCACUUCCUGUGGAUCAAACACAGUAACUUGUACUUGGUAGCGAUGACUAAGAGCAAUGCCAACGCGGCCUUGGUCUUCACCUUUCUCUACAAAAUAGUGGCGGUUUUUAAAGAGUAUUUCAAAGAGCUGGAAGAGGAGAGUAUCCGGGAUAACUUCGUAACCGUUUACGAGCUCAUGGAUGAGGUGAUGGAUUUCGGAUUUCCUCAAACAACAGACAGCCAGAUCCUGCAGGAGUACAUCACACAGCGGGGGCACAAGCUGGAGGUGGGCGCCCCCCGGCCCCCGGCAACCGUAACCAAUGCCGUCUCCUGGAGAUCGGAGGGGAUCAAAUACCGGAAGAACGAAGUGUUUAUGGACGUUAUUGAGUCUGUCAAUUUACUGGUGAGUGCGAGUGGCAGCGUGCUGCGCAGUGAGAUCGUGGGCAGUGUCAAGAUGAAGGUGGUCCUGUCAGGAAUGCCAGAGCUGCGGCUGGGACUCAAUGACAAGCUCCUCUUUCAGAACACAGGCAGGGAUAAGGGUAAGGCUGUGGAGCUGGAGGAUGUGAAGUUCCACCAGUGUGUGCGGCUGUCCCGCUUCGAGAACGACCGCACCAUCUCCUUCAUCCCUCCCGACGGAGACUGUGAGCUGAUGUCCUAUCGACUCAACACACACGUGAAACCCCUGAUCUGGAUUGAAUCUGUCAUUGAGAAAUAUUCCCACAGCCGAGUGGAGAUCAUGGUCAAGGCCAGGGGUCAGUUCAAGCAGAGAUCGACGGCAAACAACGUGGAGAUCACGGUUCCUGUGCCGAGCGAUGCAGACUCCCCGAAAUUCAAGGCAUGCACCGGCAGUGCCAAAUGGGUCCCGGAGAAGAACGCGGUCAUCUGGACCAUUAAAUCAUUUCCUGGGGGUAAGGAGUACCUGAUGCGGGCACACUUUGGUCUGCCCAGUGUGGACAGUGAAGAACUGGAGAGGAAGCCACCGAUCACAGUCAAAUUUGAGAUUCCCUACUUCACUGUAUCAGGGAUUCAGGUUCGCUACCUGAAGAUCAUUGAGAAGAGUGGAUACCACGCCCUGCCCUGGGUCAGGUACAUCACCCAGAGCGGAGAUUACCAGCUUCGGACAAACUAAACUGUGCAUUGAAGAUGAAUUUCACACCAGCGCACUAUCUUUACUGUGCAGAUGAAGACCAAACAAUAGGAAGAAAAAAAAGCACAAUACAGAUAAUCCUUUCAUGAAAGAUGGCUUGUUUUUUAUUGAAAAUGUUAAGUGGGAGACGAUUUGUAUUGAAAUGCAAUGCAUGAAACAUGUAUCACUGUACCAUUUACAAAUGUUAAACUGUGACCAAAGGGACAGGUCAGAUUUACUAUCAAACAUUAAGUAUAGUGUAACUGUGCGUAAUAACAUUGUAAUGAUGUGUAAGUACACAUGUAUUUACUCAGUAACUACUAUGUAAAUACACAGCAAUUAGAGAAACAACGUGAAGUGUUACCAAACUAACCUGGACAAUAACUGACUGAACAUUGCAAAACACCCCAGCAGUUUAAAUGUGUGACCUGGAUUGCGUCUUCUACUUAGAUGUGUACUUGUUUUAUUUCUUCUCACUUUGUAUCUCUUAUUUGGAGAGGUAGUGGAUAUGCCUCGUUUCACUUCCUCCCGACUUGCUGCUGUGAGUCGCGGUUCUUCCUCGUAAGUCCUGUCUGAUAAGACUCGGCUCAUGAGGGAAGUCAUACGCUCUACAAAACUAAAGAUUACUGAAGCUUUCUGUUUGGAUCCAGAGCUUUUAGUUUUAAACAAUAAAGACUAGCCAAUGUCAAAA